GAGAUUAUUUGUAUUUUUAUGAGCGAACACAAUUCUACUGAACCGUUUUUAUUCAUUAUGUUUUAGAAAUACAUGGUUUUCAUAGGUCAGUGACGUGUUCUAUGUUUCGUGUAUGGUUUAGAAACUUUAGAUCAAGUCCUCUCUUGCUGCGUGCCACUUGUUGUUCCCGUGGCUCGCCGCUAGAUGUCCUCACAGCACUGACCGCAGCCUCGCGCUCUCACCUGCGCGCGCCCAGCCUCCUCCAGGUGGGAGCUGCACGUCGACGACCACUUUUCCUCACUUCCCCCUCCGCGGUCCGCUGGAGCGUCCACGAAGACAGCCAGCACUGACAGUAGUGGGAGAAGUUAGUCCAGCCUACAUCCAAACAAAACGGACCUCCAAACAAAUCCACCCUCCAGUCGCUUCCUGAAGUGCUUUUUCGCGGAAAUGGUUCACCUGAAGUUUUCCUUCCGACGGUAAAAGUUUUGAGUUGGAGAGGAAGGACGCAGCUGGGAGACGCUUCAAAUGGAGAGAGGGUGAACCAAUUCUUCUGGGUCGUACAAGUUCGUUAAGGUUGAGCUCCACUGGGAGUUGGUAUGUCAAACCGUGACUCCAUGGGGUUCGGGGACCUGAUUCCCCAGGAUGUGGUUGAUAUUUUUGCCCAGGAGAAGCACGGCAAAAGGGGCCGGAAGAAGCGCAGUCGCUCCCUGGGCCAGGCUCUGGUCUGGCUGAAGGGUAAGAAGAGGAAGAAUCUUGAUUCUAAGGGGCAAGGCCUGGGUCUAGGUCCUGCACUUGACUUAGCUUUGGAUGGGCACCCUGCUGGGAAUCAGGGAGGACACAAGGGAGGACUGAAGUCAGGAAGACACACUCAUUCACAAGCUGUCCCAAAGCGAGACGACGAUGACAAAACCCCGGCACCCCCGUUGUUCCAGGAGAACGUGUUCAUUGAGGCCAGCAGGCCCAAGUAUUUGGAGAACCUUCACUCUGAGGCCAAGGAGGGAUUGAAAAUGAUGCAGCAGGAAGAAACGAACAAUGAAAUGGAGUUCCAGGACAAUAUAAGCACAAUUUCGACAAUGACGGUCCACACAGACGGGGAAGGUGGGGGGUUUAUGUCAGACAGUACCAUUGCUGACACAUCUUCUGUUCGCUCUGUACAAUCAUCUGUGUCCACAAGAUCUUCACGCUCUGGUCUCACCAGGCAAGAAUCAACAUUCAGACCCUUGAACUCUGACAAAAAGUCAGAAAAGACCAAGACAAGGAGAAGACACAGGAAGACUGUUGGGGGAAUCCCACAGCAUGUUAAGAGAGAACUGGGCCUCGACAGAGUUGGUUGGUCACUGACUCAGAGGUUAGAUGAGGAACAACGCUAUAAUGAUGAAACUGACGACAGCUCAACCACUGAUGGGCCACAGCAAAGGGGGGCCAGUGCCAGCCUCAAUAAGGACCAACUCAAGCAGCUUGGUGACCAUGCUGGUCAUGGGGAUGAUCUGGCCCUGCUGCACCGCCUUGGUCCUGGCUUGUCAGGUGGGCUGAGUCCUCUGAACCUGGCUGUUCCUUGGAUGACCACGGCCAACAGCCUCCAGCAGGAGCCGCCUAGCCCUGUCAUAUCUAUGUCACCCCAGGCCGCCUACAUGUCCAAAAUCAUUCCCAACGCUGUGUUGCCACCCUCCAUCGAGGUGGUGGAAAUAAGCCGUGGGCGGAGUCGCAACAGCGUCCGCACCCUCAGCAAGAGCAGCUUGAUGCUGUCCAGCCCCUCCCCCUCCCGUGCUUCCUCUAGAGCCUCUUCCUCCAGAACCACUUCCUCCAGAUCCUCCACCAUCACCUCCGCCUCCCGCUACAACCCUAUCAAUGUGUCCGACAGUUCUUGUUGGAGCAACUCUGAGUCCUCAGAUACCUUGGUAUCUGACUCCUCUACCAUCUCCAGGGGCAGCACCCCGAGACAGAGGAGGUCACAGAACGAAGAUGCCUCUGCUAAAGAGGACACAAUCAGUGUCCACUCCUCUAUCAGCAAAGCUUCAAAAUGCACAUCCAAUGGCAAGCUCAUUAUUAAGGGGGAGGAAGUUAAAAAAGGGGAGCCGUUUGUGCGUUGCCUCUCUGUCAUGAAACCCAAGAAAGCUCCUCCUCCUCCAAGCCGCUCCUAUUCCCUUCACAAUAAGAUGAAGCGACGGUCACGUGACCUGGCAGAGGUAAGAGUCAAAGCAAAAGAAUCAGCCUCUGGUGAUGAAAACGAAUCGGGAUAUUCUCCUGUGCCCUCCUGCACCAUAGACAGCCCUGGAUACAAUGCUGACACGAGUUCUCUGGACGACUCUACAGGUUCGGCAUCGUUCAGUCCCAUCAGAUUCCAGGUCGAGGCACAGAAGGCAGAGGGAGCUGCAAAGGUUGAGAGAACUGUUUCCAAAGAUGCUUCACAAGAGAAACAGAAACUACUUCACGAGAAUAAGCUCAGCAAAAUAAUAUCCCCGUCCAGUGGCUACUCCAGCCAAGAUGGCGCAUCAGCACAGGUUCCUAAACAGCCCCACAAGAGAGGCAUCUUAGCAAAGCUUCAAAGGUUUUUUCCAGGCUCCACUCCUGCUGCUUCAACUGCAUCCCUGCUCAAACCUGACACCUCAGUUGAUACGGUCAUCAUUAGCCCUUCUGUAAGGGCCUUGAGAGAACUCUUCAACAUCCCUCCACCACCUAAAGUCCAUGCACCUCCCCCCCCUCCUCCAGAGGUAUGGGCCCACAGCAAGCGUUCCUUUGAGCUGCUGCUGGGACCUCCGGCACCUGAUAACCUUUAUGCUAUCAUAAAGAAGAAUCCAAAGGACAGGAGACAACAGAGGCAGUCUCCUUCUGCAUCUACAGAGAGCUCUGUGAAGAGCGUAGUGAUAGAAAGACAACACAAGAAUCCAGCUGUGACAGUGGAAUCUGUUAAUAGAUCCUUAAAUGUGCUAGAGACAAAGAAAGUUCAAGAAAGUGGGAUUGUGAGUGCUGAGAUUCACAAAGAGAACAGAUUGGCUGAGCAGAAUGUUGAUUUGAAAGGAAGCAGUAAAGUGACAGAAAAUGGCGAGAGAGUAAGUGACAUAAUAAAUGGGAUGUUAGUGAGGGCCAUAGAGAAACGUGAAGGAAGGCUGGAAGCAGUGCGAGAAGAAGAAGAAGUCAAAAAGACAUCCACACAAACGUCAGAGGUAAAGACUUACAUGGAUACGUUACCUGCCAUUUCAUUAGCACGCAUUCUUCCAUCUCCCUCACCUCCUCUGGUGCACCAUCCUCCCCAACGGACCACGGUUACUAUGUCCCCUGAGUCGUCCUGGCCCCCACCACCUCCACCACUGGCACAGGCGGGCCUCAAUGGGCAUGAUGCGAUUGAUUUCCCUCUUCCACCUCCCCCAAUGUUCGGUGAGGUGGGGUUAGUAGUACCUGUUCAGGUGCCACCCGAGAGGUCCAUUCAUAAUGGUGACUCCUCUUGCACAACUACGCCUGUUAUAUCAGUGGUAAAAACAGAAGGUGUUAGAGUGAACACUGAGAUUGAACCUCAGAAGUCCAGUCCAUCCCAGGGGAUUGCACCUCCACCCAUGAGUAUCCCACCUCCCCCACCAUAUAUGGCUCCCCCUCCACCAGUUAAUGAGGUCUCACCUCCACCACCUGAAGCGGUGACUCCUCCUCCACCACCUAAAGAGGCGGCGACUCCUCCUCCACCACCUAAAGAGGCGGCGACUCCACCACCUAAAAAGGCGUCUCCCCCUCCACCUAAAAAGGCGUAUCCUCCUCCACCACAUAAAGAGGUUUCUCCUUCACCACCUAAAGAGGUGUCUCCCCCACCACCACCUAAAGAGGUUUCUCCUCCACCACCACCUAAAGAGGUUUCUCCCCCACCACCACCUAAAGAGGUGUCUCCCGUGAGGCUCAAAGAGUCCUCUCCUCCCCUUGUUAAAGAUGUGUCCAUUGCGGUGGUAUCUCUGUCACCAGUUAUAGAGAUCUCCCCUCCGCUGGUUAUCAAGGCUUCCCCUCAGCCUCCUACAGAGGUCUCCACUCUGUCCACUGAAGAGGUUUCUUUUCCAUCUACUCAAGACAAUGCCUGUCAAUCCUCUGAAAGGGUUAGCAAGCUUACUCCACCACAAAGUAUUCCACCUCCACCACCCAAGUCAGAACAGGAGAUGGAUCUUCCACAAGAGAGCAUCCCAUUCCAAUCUGAAACCAGCCCAGUUUCAUCUGACAUUAUUCUCACUCCCCCUCAGAGUAUCCCCCCUGAGCCUCUCGUACAGCUUCUCCUCCAACCUCAGGUGGUACCCCAGAACGCUGAUGGUCCAGCAACCCAGGAGCCCCCCCCUUCACCACAAUCUGAAGUCUCUAUCCCACCAGCUCUUGAACACUCUCCUUGUCUAGAAAUGGCUCAAGAACCUGCUCCUCCACCUGUAAACAUUCCGUUACCUGUGCAGGAUCUUGCCAGUAUUAAGGACCCGUCUAGUCCUACAAGCACAGAAAAACAAGUCCCAGAACUGAUGUCUGACCCUGUUGUACAGGAGGAACCCGCUCCUAUGUUAACCCCUUCACCCAAUAGCAGCCCUGAGACUCCUGAAGCUCAGAAGCAACCAGAGGUGGAGGUCAUGAUGAGGAAGCAGCAACCUAGCAAUCCGGUCGCAACCUCAUCUGCCAGUGGUGAGGCUCCUCAGAAGCCCAUCAGGAAGUCUCUGAUCAUCAUCUCACCCACACCACCACCACCCGCCUCGCCACCUGCCAUUGUUACUGCACAACCAGCUCUGCCAAAGUCUGUUUCGGUUCUACCUGUAUCUUCAUCUACAGUCGUCUCCCCUACAAAAAAGUCUCCUCCUGCCAUGACCGCCUCCCCUUCCAUGAACCUACAAGAGGCCAUCCGUCUGAGGACUGCAGCCAGAUCAAAAGCCGGCCCCCAAUCUCGCCUCAGCUUGAACUCUCCAAAAUCACCAGUAGACCUCCUUAAGUCCCCCUCCAGCACGGCAAGCUUUAUCUUCUCCAAGAGCAACAAGAAGGUGGUGAUUGAGACCAAGCCAGCACUGAAAACCAUGGCAACCGGAGAUACAAAUCUUGAGUUUUCCUCUGUAACAAAGGGAGUCAAGGUGCCACCACCUGUUGCAAAGAAACCCAAAACUACGGGUAAAGGGAUUGACACCGGUGAAGGGAUGGAUCAAACUGCAGGACAGGAAGCACUGCAAGAGAGUAUCAUGGAUGCUGCAGAGAAAACAAAUGGGACAGCAGGUACUGUACGCCAUCAACAUGAUAUUAAAGACUGAAGGAGACCCGGGGAAGGACUUACCGACAACACUGAAAUUGCUGCAAAUUGGCGAUUGUGAGAGACAAGAAAACUGGAUUAGGAUAGAUGAAAUGCUAAUUUCAAAGAUUGCAUUUGGAAAAUCCUUUGACUUUAAUGUUAAUGGUGUGGGUCUUAAUUUUCUCAAGUACUCAUUUUGCAUUUUACUAAGAGUGAAUACAGCAUAUUUUCUUUUGCCAGAGGUUCCUCUGAGCUUUUGCGUUGAAAGACAUGGGAAUACAUCGCCCUCUAGUGUCUGAUAUUGAUUGUACCACUUAUGUCCUGCUGAAUCAGAUAUUUAGUCAGUACUUGUAACAAUGGGACUUUUGGGCGUUCAUCUGUAAAUAUAGCACGAUUUUGUACAUGUAACAUAUCCAGGAAUGUUGGAUCUGUGCUAAAGUGUUCUGUAUUUUCUCCAAAAGAGUUUCCACACCAAUUAUAUUUGUUCAAAAAUAUUAAUUAUCUUAAGUUAUUUUUCCUGUUCAGAGGGUCUCUACGCACAAUGUCGUCUUUGCAAUGUUGUUACACCCCAAUAUCAUUUAAAUCAAGUUGUUCGGCUCUUAAUCUUUUCCAAAUGUAUGUUCAUGAAACACAUGAUCUUUGAUUAAGCUCUCUGUGCAUGAUCAUUAAUGUCACAAACGAUGAGCAGACUUGUAAAGCAAUACAAGUUGUUAUUAUUUUGCUGCUUUUAGUUAAGGCAUUGCCUUUCCUCAGUUAUUGCUCAAACAGUGGGAUAUGUGUGUAAACCUAUAAUAUAGUUCAAACCGGUUUCAGACACUAAUGUAAUACAUCAUUUAUAAUGGAAAGAAUAAAGAUUUAUGGACAGAUCAAAUUGUC
Messenger RNA from Cyclopterus lumpus (lumpfish), 6079 nucleotides. RefSeq lists its product as uncharacterized. Lineage: Eukaryota; Metazoa; Chordata; Actinopteri; Perciformes; Cyclopteridae. Bases 576 to 5225 code for a protein of 1549 amino acids. The transcript is spliced from 8 exons. The record is from RefSeq and is a predicted model, not a curated record. Gene Ontology annotation, biological process: cell differentiation.